This is a messenger RNA of Thamnophis elegans (Western terrestrial garter snake), 2840 nucleotides long. It is a transcript of the gene SUGCT, whose product is annotated as succinyl-CoA:glutarate-CoA transferase. The transcript has 13 exons. Lineage: Eukaryota; Metazoa; Chordata; Lepidosauria; Squamata; Natricidae. The coding region runs from base 126 to 1376 and encodes 416 amino acids. Gene Ontology annotation, molecular function: catalytic activity. The record is from RefSeq and is a predicted model, not a curated record.
CACGUCUGCGCAGUGGGCGCCUCUGAAGACUUGGUACAAGAGUCCAAAGAUUUUUGGAGCGCUGAUGUCAGCCCUCUCGCAGUUUCGCGAGUCGGCUUCAGCGGUGGCCAAUAUCAGCUGCCGGCAUGUUGGGGGCUAAGAUGGGAAGAAGCAGCUGCAUCCUAUACCAUCUGAGGAAAGGUCUAUAUUCGCCUCUGGCUAGUGGCGUCGGCUCAUUUCUCGAUCCCCUGGGCUUCCCUCAACUUUUGCGACUUCCCUCUUGUUCUGGCAGUUUCAGAGGGCUGCAGCAGGGAAACUGCCCCCAUCCAGGUGCUGAUUCAGUGAAGCCACUUGAUGGUGUGAGAAUUCUUGAUUUAACAAGAGUACUUGCAGGACCUUUUGCCACCAUGAACCUUGGAGAUCUUGGAGCUGAAGUAAUCAAAGUGGAAAAACCAGGAUCGGGGGAUGAUACUCGAUCCUGGGGACCACCAUUUGUUGGAACUGAAAGUGUUUAUUUUCUCAGUGUAAAUAGAAAUAAAAAGAGUAUAGCUGUUAAUAUGAAGAAGGCCAAGGGAGCAAAGAUAAUUAAAGAGCUGGCAGCUGUCUGUGAUGUUCUUGUGGAAAACUAUGUCCCUGGAAAACUGGCUGGAAUGGGUCUGGGUUAUGAUGACAUCAACAAAGUUGCUCCUCAUAUUAUUUACUGCUCAAUAACAGGCUAUGGUCAGACUGGUCCAAAAUUUCAACAAGCAGGUUAUGACUCAAUUGCAGCUGCUGUUUCUGGACUCUUGCAUAUCACAGGGCCUCAGGAUGGUGAGCCUGUUAGGCCAGGAGUAGCUAUGACCGACCUUGCUACAGGAUUAUAUGCAUAUGGAGCAAUUAUGGCUGCACUUCUUCAACGACAUAAAACAGGGAAAGGAAUGCACUUGGAUUGCAAUCUGCUUUCAUCUCAGGUUGCCUGCCUUACUUAUAUAGCAAGCAAUUUUCUAAACUGCAGAACAGAAUCCAUACGAUGGGGCACUGCACAUGCAAGUAUUGUACCCUAUCAGGCUUUCAAAACACAAGAUGGAUACAUUGUAGUAGGAGCAGGAAAUAAUCAACAGUUUGCUACUGUUUGCAAGAUUCUCAGUUUGCCUGAAAUUAUUCAUGACCCCAAAUACAAAAAUAACCAGCAGCGAGUGGUAAAUAGGAAAGAACUUAUUGGAAUAUUGUCAGCCAGGUUCUUGGAAGAAGAAACCUCCAAAUGGCUAGAACGUUUUGAGGGCAGUGGAGUUCCAUAUGGCCCAAUCAACAGCAUGAAGCAGGUGUUCUCAGAUCCUCAGAUCAGAAAUUCUCGGGGCAAUUUUUGCAAGAGUACAACGAAGAUCAUCUUCCACAACAAGUCUACUUCUGUAUUUUGACUUGAUAACCAACAAGCUGGAAAACCCUGUUUCACAAAGAUAUGUUGUUGGAAAUGGAAGAAGAAGGCACAACACAGUCUCAGACAGAACAGGAUAUGACUGCAAACACUUGAUCCAGAAUGUUGUAACUGGCAUUGUAGAGAAAUCAGUUCUUGCUGCAUUGUUGUUAAUAAGUUCAAUGAACUCCUCUUGUGCUGUCUCAGAAACAUCUUCAACUUUGUGAAUGGGCUUCUGGCAAGUGCAAAUGGGGUGUCAAAUAGAUUUGGAAAGUACGAUGAAAUUUCCUCUUCAAACAUGUGCAAGUGUUCUUUCACAAAAAUUAUCAUCGGAAUCCGUUUGUCUGGUUCAAUGUCAUGUUCCUCAAAGAAAGCAGGCAACAUGUAAAUUUUAUUUUCAUCCAUUUUUUUUUUUUUUUUUUUUUGCCAAAGCUGAAGUUUCAUUUGGAAUGAUUGGAUCUUUUCAGACAAAUCGAGGCAUGUUGCAUUUGGUCCUUGCAGUGAUAAAUUUAACUCAUUCAAGAUGGCAAAGAUGGCAACCAAGUAAGCUAUUUUCUGCAGUUCACUUUUAUUGCUGAAAAGUGCUUCAAACUGCGGUCUUGCUUUCUGAUUAAAAAACAUUUUGAGUUCAUCACGAAGCUCAAAAACACAUUUUAAAAUUUUUCCUCUCAACAAACAUCUCACUUCAGUGUGAAAUAGCAGAGCAUUGUUCGGCGCAUCCAACUCGUUGCGCAGUUGCAAAAACAGUUGACUGUUCAAAGUGCUCGCCUUUACAAAAUUGACACAACUUAUGAUGCUUUUCAUUAACUUCUUGUAACUCUUGUGGCAGUGUCUUCAUUGCUAAUAUUUGCCGAUGAAUCAUACAGUGAGUUCCAAUGACUUUUGGUGACUCAUUCAGUACCAAACAUUGAACUCCAGAUCGACAUCCUAGCAUAACUGGAGCACCAUUUGUGCUAACACCACAAACUUUUCCCCAAAAAAUCUUAUGCUCUUUCAGAAAUGAAACAACUGUGUCAAAUACAUCACGUGCAGUAGUUGUGUUUCAAGAGGUUUGCAAAAAAGAAACUCAUCUUUAAAGUCGCCAUCAUUAAUAUACCUCAUGUAAACCAGUAACUCUGAACAGUUUGCAACAUCUGUAGAUUCAUCAAGCUGGAUACUAAAUAUUAGAAGUGGAGCAGAUUUAAUUUCUUGGAUUACCUGAUCAAGAAUAUCAGCAGACAUGUCAUCUAUUCUUCUGCGGACAGUGUUUUUCCUGAACAUUCCUAUUGUUCUAUAUUUAACCAUAGGAAAGUAUAAUUAAUGUCAAUUUAUUCAAGAUGCUGAGUUGUUACUUCCCUCUGGAAAAAAAACCCUCUGGAAUCUUCUCAAAUAUUUUGGAGAAUCUGACUAUAAAUUGAAUGGAACAAUGCAUUAUGAAUAAAAGAACAAUCUGUUGAGGGGUUAGAGAACAGUUCUCAGAGGAACCAAA